Trypanosoma grayi is the source of this 1008-nucleotide messenger RNA. RefSeq lists its product as hypothetical. The transcript has a single exon. Lineage: Eukaryota; Euglenozoa; Kinetoplastea; Trypanosomatida; Trypanosomatidae. The record is from RefSeq and is a predicted model, not a curated record. Gene Ontology annotation, molecular function: lipid binding. The coding region runs from base 1 to 1008 and encodes 335 amino acids.
AUGCGCUUCUUGGAUCAGCGGCGGGGGGAAUGGAAGGUGGAGUCGAGCAACUUCCUCAAGGAGGGCGGGGUGAGCCGACCGGAUGACGACCCUAAGGUGCAGGUGCUGAGACUCGGAUCUUCAUACCCGACUGAUGCGAAAAAUGGACGCCCGGCGCCUUUCAUGCGAAUUGUUGGAUUUUUUCCUGACGUUCUCCCAGAGGAGGUAUUCGAGUUUAUGACAGAUUUGCACCUGCGGAGGCAGUGGGACCGCAACUACCACAUGUUUUGCAAAUGGAACGACAACGACAACAAGGACAGCGCCGAGAGCGGCGCCGUGAAUCAUCUGGAAACGACUGAACGGCCCAUUGAGAUGGUGGCGAAGAAAACACCACUCUGCCGGGGCGACUGCUGUCUUCUUGCUCCAGAUGUUGCGCGAGAUACUGUUGAUCAAGGCUGGUUUGCACACCGUGUGGGACAUUCACUUCUCGACAAAUUUGGGAUUGCCGAUCGCCUCUUUGUUUACCAGCGUCGCUCAGUGUCCUACACAAAGCGAGAUCACGGCCCAAAACCACUGAAGAUGUAUGAUGUACUCUACAGUGGAACUGACGAGGCGGUGGAGAUGACCCGUGAACAAUCAAAGUCAUUCCACAAGUGGCUGUACUUAUGCGAGAAGGAGCGGGAAGCCGCUCGUGUGAGUGUAAACUACCAACACAUAUUGAUUCUACCUAUCGCUGAUGCAGCAUCGCAGCUUUGGGCGAAUCCAUUACCCCUCUCCUGCGGUGGGAGCAUGGUGGACGGUGAAACCACGAAGAUUGUGUACGACACCUUCAUAAACACCGUUCGCCUUCAGAAGGAGACGAAUAAGCUUGAUGGAACGCUUAUGAUAAUGACAUCAGCCAAUGAUGUGCAAAUACCGAGGAGUGUUCCAAUGUGGGCUCAGCGAAUGCUAGCUGCAUUUUUCUCAAAUCAUGCGUAUCGUGAAAUGCUUAAAGCGAUACGGUCUCACAGAAUUCAGGUCAGCCAGUGA